AAGGCUAGUGUUUUGCGGGGAGACUACGUUUCCCAGUAUGCAUUGCGCAGUGAUGGGGAUGUGUGCAGAUUUGCUUUGAGCGCGCGACACAAUUCUACUUCAAAAAAUGGCGGAUGUUGAAAUGGAAACAAAACAAGACAGUUGCGGCGGUGCGACCGUUCCUGGUGGGAACGAGGCAAUGAUAAUCGACAAAAUGGUUAAAAGGGCCCCGCCCUUAUCGCCCAUCCCAGGGCUCCCACACAAGUCCCGGCGCACACAUUCUCCAACUCCAUCUAGCGCAGCAAUUCCAGACACAACUGAAGAAGCCACUAUCACGGAAAACGGCAUGGCUGAAGAGUCCAUGAGGGGAUCUGUUCCAAUUGAGGCUCCCUCGCUAAGCCCCUCUUCCCGAAGGAAAUCCUGGAAAAGGUCCACUAUAGGGCGGCGUUCACUCCCUGCCCUUACCAACCCAUCUCAGACACUGUGCAGGACCAUCAGUCCAUCAUUAUCACAACAGGAGCGGCUGGAGAAACUGAUGGAAGCCUCGAUGAAGCGCGCACUAGAAAGAACCCAAACGUUGUUGCAGUCCACGCCAAAUGCCUCACUGGAGACGUUUAAGAAACAAGCCGAGGACAUGCAACCACAAUGGUGCAGUUUGGCCCAAGAGCUGCGCAGUCCAAGGCCAGCUCAGCAGCUUUCAUCGAGUAAAGAAAAUAAUCCUGCCAUGCAGCCAGCCCUGGAACAAAAGCGCAGUGAUAUCCACAGGUUACAGGCGGAGAUCAAUUCUUGGACAGCUCUGCUGUCCAAACACCGGAUUAAAGCGGAGGCCUUGGCAAGCAAGGUGGAGCAGGGCCAGCAGAGCAGUGUAACCCUAGACACCGCAUCACUGUCCCAGUCCUCUCAGUGGCAGCUCAUCCAGCGGAAACCAGACUACCACUCAGUGCUGUCUAGACAGCAGCCUGCACUGCACACGAUAUAUUUGGUGAUGAAAGCCCAGUGUCAAAUGGUGAGAGGGCUUCUCUCCAUUGAGAAGCACUCGCAGUUGGUGGUGAAGGUUACCAGUAGGAGCUUAGCGGCCGAAGAAGGGCUUCUGGACCUUUCACCUGACUUGAUCAGAGAUCUUGUGGCAGUGCCUUUCUCCUCAUCUUAGGUCCCCUUGGUUAAAAGGCAACUGGACCAGGCCGUCUUCCUACACGCUCCCUGAGGUUUAUUCCCCACAGUUGUGCUGUGGUUUUUGUCACUUAAUUAAUAUGUAUAUACCCUGUAUGAUUCUGUGACCUUUGCUUUAUGGCAUUUUUAAUCCGAACCACCAGGUGGCAAUGCUACCCUUUUCAAAACAAUGCCAAGAUAGGGUUUGGUAGGACUGUCAAGUUUUGCAUCUCUAGGGUCAACUUUUAAAAAAAUGUCUAAAUAAUGUAAUGGUAUCAUGAUUUAGUUAAAAAUACCUUAAAUGAUUUAAUGUUUGCUAAAUGCACAUAUGUUGGGAUGUUAUAUGUGUGGUAAUAUAAGUCAACUUGCAUUACCAUGCUCUUGUACAGCUCUGUAUUUUUCAAAUGAAGUCUUACAUUUUUCAUCUGGGAUUUGUGUAUAUAUGUCAUACGUUUUACCUUUCAGAAAUACAUUCUAAUGGAUUGAUCCAUUUUCACAAUAUACCUUGUAUUACUCCUUUAUUAUUUCAGAACCUUUUAACAGCAAAGUGUCAGGUCAAAACCCAUCACUUUCAUUUCCAUUGAACAUAAUAAACAUGUCUAUGGUGGCCGUCGAUAUAUAAUUAUCUUGCUGGUGCUGCAUUUAUUCCAACCCAUGUGUCCCCUGACCGUUGCCGAGGCCCCUCCCCCUCCACGUGACUCACUCCCAUCUCUGGCAUUUGGCGGGAUCACCCAGGCAGAACGAAGCUUUGACAUUGUGCCUGUCAGUCACAGCAGUCCUGCUCUUUUCAGCUGUUGUGUAAUUCCUUGGGAGCCUUUUGGUCAUCAUGGUCACUACUUUUCAUUAUGUCUUCGAUAAUUACACCUAAGAGCAAAUGGCUUUUUGUGUGUGUGUGGCCGUGUCUUCGACCUAAUGUGUGUGCGGGGCAGGGUUUUCCUUGUGAUUGUGUUUGUGUCAGUCCCUUGGAGACGACCCCAGAGAUGAGCAAAGAGGGAGAAGUGGCAUCGUGACCAUUAGUGUUCGGUAGCGAGGACGCUGGGGCACAGCAGGGGGAAAUAAUGAAGUCAUUUAGAUGAAAAUGAGCACUGGGUCUUGGGAAACUGAGAGCAUCUUGAGCUUUCAAAGGAAAUGAUGUUGUGCAACACAAGUCAACAUGAUGUAUCAAUGUGUAGAGGCUCCAGAGCGGUCAAAAAACUAUGUUUACUAUAGCAUAUAUUAUAAUUACUAAUGCUGAAAUGCCAUUGUUUGCCCUUUGAGAGAUUAUAUUAAGUAGCUCUUUUUUUUUCUAGGGCUACAUUUGUGUCCUUGCUCAUUGAGUUCAUUAUAUAUUUAUAGAUUAUGCUAAUAGUGCUAUUUGAGGAGAAUUUCGUACAUAUCAGGGUGUUAACACAUUAAGUAUUUUCUAGUUUAUUUCACUGUAUUGUGUGGUUUCUGGAUACCAGAAUAUACGCCAAACAUGCAAAGAGUGGAUGCUCUUUUUUUUCUCCUCAUACUGUAUUCUCUGGUCCAGGAUUUCUCUUAACUUUAGAUUGAUUAGCCACAGAUUGUAGUAGAUGGAUGUCUGAGGAGUCAGCAUAAACCACUGCUUGUUUGGUCACACUGCCCCAUGCAAACACAUCAUUUUUUUUAGUAGAGUGAGGCAGGCUACAGAUUUUCCUCCAUGUCUAUUCAGCUAUCCAUUCGUCUUGGGAAGCCCUCUGAUCUGAGUGAUAAACAACAGCAGAAGCGUCAACGUUUGCAAAAAUAAAUAAAUAGUGAAGAAACUAGUUUUCAGUCUGCUGUCAACAUGUUCAUGCUGAAAGACAAAUUUCGAGGUUAAUGUAUCGGGGCCGAAGAGUUCUGUUAAAUCCAUGCUCGUUUGACUUUUUAAACUGCCACAGUAAUGCAUUGGUU
Messenger RNA from Gadus chalcogrammus (walleye pollock), 3021 nucleotides. RefSeq lists its product as uncharacterized. NCBI's taxonomy places the organism in Eukaryota, Metazoa, Chordata, Actinopteri, Gadiformes, Gadidae. Gene Ontology annotation, cellular component: MIS12/MIND type complex. Gene Ontology annotation, biological process: mitotic sister chromatid segregation; cell division. The transcript is spliced from 11 exons. Bases 107 to 1129 code for a protein of 340 amino acids. The record is from RefSeq and is a predicted model, not a curated record.